AUGGCAGACCCGGCACAGCAUCAGCCGCCAAACAUCUCAUCCACAUACCCCAACCCGCCUGACUUUCUCUGGCGUGACUUCAGACCCGAAAACGUUUCGCGUUACGACGACCUCAUCAAGAAAUGGCGCGAGGAUCACCCAGAAGCCGACUCGCAUGACAACAUCCUCAUACCGGACCUCCCAGAUGACCUCAGGCAUCUGCAGCCACCGCCUGAGCCCAUGGAAGGUGUAUGGAAGCUCUACGGCGACCGCUUCACUCUCAAAGAUGAGCUACCCACCCUCGAGGAGAUGGGCGUGCCUCGCCUCGUCCCCGGCGCAUCCCAGCCCACACCCGCCAGCCACUCCUCCUCGGACGCCAACCGCGAGCGGGCUCUGAAUCUGAAACGGCUCGCAAAGUCCGUCCUGCUCAACUUCCUGGAGCUCAUCGGCGCUGCCAGCAUCAACCCCGAGGGCAUCCUCGACAAGGCCGGCGACAUCCAGACCAUCCUCUUCAACAUGCACCACGGCAUCAACGAGUACAGGCCCCACCAGGCGAGGGAGAGCCUCAUCCAGACCAUGCAGACCCGCCUGGACCAGAUCCGCGCCGAGACGGCCGCCGUCAACGCGGUCACUGACAAGGCCAAGCGCGUCCUCGAGGGGCUGGGCAGUAUCGAGGUGCCGGCGCCGAGCAGGGCUAGUCUGCUGGAGGCCCAGGCUGGCGGCGACAGAGAUGUGGCAUACGACCAGGAGGACGAGGAGCUGUGGGACGACGCAGCUGAUCUUGCCUGA
Messenger RNA from Diaporthe citri, 768 nucleotides. RefSeq lists its product as uncharacterized. The record is from RefSeq and is a predicted model, not a curated record. Bases 1 to 768 code for a protein of 255 amino acids. Gene Ontology annotation, biological process: regulation of transcription by RNA polymerase II. NCBI's taxonomy places the organism in Eukaryota, Fungi, Ascomycota, Sordariomycetes, Diaporthales, Diaporthaceae. Gene Ontology annotation, cellular component: mediator complex; core mediator complex. The transcript is spliced from 2 exons. Gene Ontology annotation, molecular function: transcription coregulator activity.